AUGUCGGAACGGUUAGAGAAAGAAGUAUCCACCCAGGAUGGCGGCGAGGCUUCUGUACCUAUCACUCCAAAGCCAGAACACUCGGCGUCUACCGAGGAGUCGUCGCUGGAACAACCUCAGAAUGAGACUCCGAAAGCGCCCCCAUACAACCCUAUGAUGGAUCCUGCCGCCUUCCCUGACGGCGGACUUCGAGCUUGGAUGACUGUGGCCGGAUCUGCUGCUUUGUUUUUCGUUUCGUGGGGAUGGAUAAACACGCUGGGAAUCUUUCAAGACUACUACAUGACCAACGAGCUUAGCUCCUAUUCACCCUCCUCCGUCGCUUGGAUCCCCGCAUGCGAGACAUUCUUCAUGCUCGCCGUGGGACCAGUUGCAGGCUACAUCUUCGACAACUACGGGCCGCGACACCUCCUCUUCAUCGGCACUUUCAUGCACGUCUUCGGUCUGAUGAUGGCGUCCAUCUCCAAGGAAUACUAUCAGUUUCUUCUCAGUCAAGGCAUCUGUUCCUCCAUCGGCGCCUGCUUCCUGUUCAACCCGGCCAUGAACUGCGUCACGACCUGGUUUUACAAGAAGCGCGGCAUGGCGAUUGGUGUGGCCGCUUCCGGCAGCGCUCUGGGUGGUGUGCUGUUCCCGAUCAUCGUGAGCCGCAUGAUCGACGAGACCGGCUUCCCCUGGGCAAUGCGGACGUGCGCCUUCUUGAUCUUGGGUCUGUGCAUCUUCGCCAUGCUCACCCUCCGCUCUCGGCUCCCGCCCAACAAACGCCCCUUCAACAUCUGGGCCUUCAUACAUCCGCUCAAAGAGACUCCUAUGCUUCUGACAACGAUAGCCGUAUUUAUCUUCUACUGGGGCAUGUUCCCUGUCUUCUCUUUCCUUCCAUCCAUCGCGAAUCAACGCGGCAUGUCUCUGUCCCUGGCGCAGUAUCUGGUCUCGAUCAUGAAUGCAGGCUCGAUGUUCGGGCGAACUCUGCCCGGCAUCCUAGGCGACAAAAUCGGCCGGUUCAACGUCAUGUUCAUGUUCUGCACGCUCACCACCAUCUUGGUCCUCGCCCUUUGGAUUCCGGCCACGAGCAAUGCCGGCCAAAUCGUCUUCGCGCCCCUGUUUGGCUUCAGUUCGGGUGCGGCCAUUGGAUUGACCCCGGCUCUGAUUGCCGAAAUCUCUCCGCUGCGAGAAAUCGGCAUCCGGACAGGCACAGUCUUCGCCGCCGGUUCCAUUGGUGCUUUGACUGGCAGCCCGAUCGGCGGAGCUUUGAUAACGCGAGACCACGGCGGUGCUUUGUACAUGCAGCUCUUCAGCGGCUGUACGUGUGCCGUGGGAUGUGUGUUGUUUCUGAUCACUAGAGUUUAUAUCGGGGGAACCAACCCGAUGAAAAAGGUCUGA
Messenger RNA from Capronia coronata CBS 617.96, 1374 nucleotides. RefSeq lists its product as uncharacterized. Gene Ontology annotation, cellular component: fungal-type vacuole membrane. NCBI's taxonomy places the organism in Eukaryota, Fungi, Ascomycota, Eurotiomycetes, Chaetothyriales, Herpotrichiellaceae. Gene Ontology annotation, biological process: transmembrane transport. Bases 1 to 1374 code for a protein of 457 amino acids. The record is from RefSeq and is a predicted model, not a curated record. Gene Ontology annotation, molecular function: transmembrane transporter activity. The transcript has 2 exons.